AUGAAACCGAUCUCCAUCGGAUAUGGAUCAAAGUUGUUGCUACAAGGAAUACCAGGGAAAGGAGCUCAAGGCUGGAGAACUUGUGUUAGCGUAGUUGGCAUCUCACUCGCAAGAAGAUACAGACAUCCAUCGCCUUCAGUGCUGAUUCCCGCACUCCGCACUCUCAGGAAUAUUGCGAGAGGAGAUGUUUGUCAGAGACAGGAAAAUAUGGUGUCCGAUAUUGCUGUUUUUAUUUCUUUGAUAUAUGGUGUUAAUGCUUUUACUGGGGCAAGUAAUACUGAAAUUAUAACUGCUGCAAACACAUAUGUCCAGCAACGUGGAUUUAUAAUUGGUGCCUUACAUCUGUUAAUGGAAAAGGAAGACCGCCUCGGGAUGAAAGACUCAUGGGGACCUUUAAAGGCUCUGGCAGUUGCUAGUGCUAUCAAUGGUCUUGGUGACAUAAUUUUAUUCAGAUUCCUAGGAUAUGGUAUUGCUGGGGCGGCUUGGGCAACAAUGGUUUCACAAGUUGUAGCUGCUUAUAUGAUGGUUGAAGCUCUGAAUAACAAGGGUUAUAAUGUGUUUUCCAUCUCGAUUCCAUCAGUUACUGAGCUUACACAGAUAGUUACGCUUGCUGCUCCAGUGUUUAUAACAAUGAUGUCAAAGGAACCCUUACUCAUUUGCUGCGACUUCAGAAACGCUUUCAAAGAUACCAUGGAAAUCCUUGGGAACACAAUAUUGCAUUUAAUAAGGGUCAGAUUACAGAGUAGUGCGCUGCUUGCGAACUGGUUGAGGAAGAUGAGAACAAAGUUGGAAGGAUUAGUCAAGGUGUUCCCCAUUUUUGUGGUUGGAUACUACUUUAGUUAUUUGGUAUCAACGGUUAGGUAG
Messenger RNA from Oldenlandia corymbosa var. corymbosa, 864 nucleotides. NCBI's taxonomy places the organism in Eukaryota, Viridiplantae, Streptophyta, Magnoliopsida, Gentianales, Rubiaceae. The record is from the annotation of a GenBank genome assembly.